Molecule: messenger RNA, 3522 nt
Organism: Funneliformis geosporum
Lineage: Eukaryota; Fungi; Glomeromycota; Glomeromycetes; Glomerales; Glomeraceae
Source: the annotation of a GenBank genome assembly
AUGUUAAGUAAUAGAAAGUCCAUGGAUAAAAGAUUUGUUGAUUAUAUAUUUUUGGCAGGGUUACCAACAGAUUUUCAAAUUAAUCCUGACAAGCAAGAUGAAAAUGAAUUAUUCAAAGGAGUUGAUGAUGAAUUGAAUAAUAUUGAAGGAUUGAACUCUGAAAAAAAAAAUGUUACGGAUAAAGAACAAGCUCAAAUAGUGAGAGAAAUUGAUCAAACUUCAUCAAAUUUCACUCCCAAAAUCAAAUGUAGCAAAACAUUUUCUUCUGACAUGUUUAGAUCAAAAAGUAACAAAUCAUCAUCAUACGCUCGUACCAGAACAUUGGUUAGUAGAUCUUUUGUAGCAGAUGAUGAAGGGAGCACAAAGUUGUUAGACGCAUUAUUUGAAAGUAUUAAAGCAAGCAUAAUAAAAUUUGAUCAAGAUCGGUGUGAACGUAAAUCGAAAUUAUUUAAAAACUUUGAUGAGGAAUUUGUAAAAUCUGAUUCUAUGCUACGCGAAGUAGUGAAUGUAGAUAAUAAUGAUGAAUCACUUACAACAUUGUCAACGAAACUAUUUAAAAAUUUUGAUGAGACGCUUGUAAAAAACGAUUCUUUAAAAAGUUCUUCAAAUGUUGAUGAAUCAAAAGUUCAAGAAGGAUUAGAUACUAAUAGACGCUCAUAUCAGAAUGUGGUGCCACAACAACCAUCAUCAAAACAAAAUGAUGUUUGUUUUGACACUUUAUUACACCCUUUAAGGCAAAAAUUUGCACCAAAAUUAUUAUCAAAGUACCCGGAAAAUGAUUACCCAGAAGAAGGUGCCUUUCCGGAAUAUGUUCCAAUGUUUUGUUUUCCUAAUGAUAUAAUGUUAAGAGAGUCGAAUGAAUGUCCUUCAACAACUUUUCAUGGAUUUGUGAUGACGCAAGAAGAUGGAUCACAGCGACACGGGGCAUGCUUAACUACUUAUGAACCAAUUCCCGAAGAUUUGUUUGAAGAGCUGAACGAGCAAAAGAAUAUAUGGAGAGAAGCAAACAUGUCUAAAAGUGAGAUAGAAUAUGCAGAUCAUUUACUUGACAAAAUAAGAACAGAAAGAAGAAGAAUUGAGACAACAAGAGCGAAAAUUAUGCUACAAGGAAUAGAUGCGGAUAGUAAAGAAUUAGAAGAGAUAAAAAAAGAAAGAGAGGAUGCUGAAGAUAAAUUAGUAUUAUAUAAUGAGCUAUUGCAACCUAUUAAAUUAGGGGUGUUAGAUAAGAAUAGUUUAUGGAUACCUAAAUGUAUCGGAAUAGUAAGUCAUUUACCGUGGCAUGAUGUAUUAAAAGAUUGGCUAUGUGCUGUUGCAAUGCCUAUGAUUGAAGAUCUUAAAGAGAGCAACGAUCCAAUUAAUUCCCUUGUUCCUCUUGAAAGGCAUAUAGUUAACCUUGUACAUGAAAUACCAUUACCACCUCCUGGUAAAUUACAAGUUGCAUUUUCAGUUAAUGAUAUGACAUUCUUUUGUGCGAGACCAGCACUCAACCAAAUACCAAUAAUGAAGGAUUUUUCACUAUAUCCGUUAUUUAGAAGCCUUUCAAUCCAAAAUAUAGUGACAUUAUUUGAAGUUGCAUUAACGGAAGGAAAAAUAUUAUUAAUAUCAUCAUAUCCAGACAUGUUAUAUUUGGUCGCUCAUAGCAUAACAUAUUUGAUUUACCCACUAUAUUGGCAAGGCGUAUUUAUUCCUGUACUUCCCGCUAGAUUAAUGGCGUGUUUACAAGCACCGGUGCCAUAUAUCAUGGGAAUCGAAAGACAGUAUAAAGGUGUUGAUUUAUUGCCCGAAGAUGCUUGUAUUGUAGACUUGGAUAAAAAUACAAUAUUAUUGGCAAACUCGCCGAUUCAAAUACCAUCAAGACAGAGAAAGAAAUUGAUCAAAUCAUUAGAACAAUAUGCACCAUUGCAUACACAAUGUAACAUACCAUUAGGAGUGCCAAAAUUCAUACAAGAAGCAUAUCCUAAUGGUAAAUUUAUUCCAAUUAGUAACAAAUCAAAAAUACAUGAAAAAACCGAUAGUGGGACAGUUGGUUCGAUAAUAGGAAUGCCAGCGAGAGCGAUACCAUUUGCCCCUUCAAUGAAUAGUUCUUUUAAUCCCGAAAAUGGAUUAAUGAAAAGUGAUGGUACUCAAAUCGAUCAAGCGUUACACUUAGCUCCCAUACCUGAGAUUAAUGACAUUCUUAUUGAUAAUAGUAGUCAUAAUAGUGUUAAUAGUGGCACUAGUAGUGGUGCUAGUGAAUUUUUUAUUAAUAAUUGUAAUAAUGAAUUCAAUACCACGAUAAACACACAUAAUAAGAGUAUGAGACAAACUAUGGGUAAUAUGGCUGGGGGUGGUAAUCAUAAUGUACAGCACGCUACGGUACAAAGAAGGUUUUCUAAUUUCGUUUCUCCCUCAAGUAACCAUGUUGAUAAAGCUGAUAGUGUAAAGAGUUUAGAUAAAUUUGGAAAAAAGACAAAACAAAGGUUUAGUUCUAUAACCGGAGGUGCAAGGAAUUCUAUAAUCACUUUAAGGAAUAAAGCGUUGUCAAGAAAUAGUAGCGCAUCUUUGAAUGGUAACGUAUUUAAUCGUAAUGGUAUGUCACGUGGAAAUGACAUUCGUCCACAUUCGACUUUUAAUAAUGAUUCUGUAAUAAGUCAACCCACAUCUCCCGACUCGAUCAUGUGUUCGGAUUCAUUAUUUGAUGAUGUACAAAGUACAAUGUUUUCAACAAAUUCAGAUAUCUCUUCACUGAAAAAAUUUUCCGAAAAAGAUUACAUAUUAAAAGAAGGACAUUUUAUGGUAUUAUCACCAUCCGAUAAUGAAGCGAAUGACCAAAAAAGUGGUGUUUGGAUGAUGGAAGGUUUAGCUUGUAGAAUAUGUAGGAACAGUCUUAGUGUUAAUUCUGUAUAUAAAUGCGAUUGUUGUUCUGUGAUGAUACAUGAAGAAUGUUUGAAUGAUAUUGCUUAUCCUUGUAUACCUGCUUGUUUUGAUGAACCGAAAAUAUUAGAUGCCUUCUUAAGAGUAUUUGCUUCUUUAUUAAGCAAUUAUCGUUAUUUUCUUUUAAAUAAUGAUGAUAAUACGAGAGAUAGUGGUAUAGGAGAUAUAUUUGAGGAUGGAUUUGGUGUUGCUGGAGAUUCCAAUGAAUUAUUUAAAAAAGAUUUAUUCUUAAAAUCUGUUGAAAAAUCUUCCAAGCCAUUUUUAUCAAAUUUGUUGGAUUCUCAAUCAUUUUCACAAUUUAUUGCCGAAAGAGUGAUGAAGAAAGGUGAUGAUAUUGAUUUUGGCAUAAAACAUUUUGAUGAAGUUAUAAAAGCAAAACUUAAUAGAUCAAAAUUAAAAAUAUCUAAAGAAUCUACUUCAUUCCUUAACGAUUCAUCAUUUGAAGUGUCACAAACCGUACGUGCCAUAAAACCAAAUGAAGAAGGUUUGGAUGAAUUAGGAUUUGAAGGUUAUGUACGUCUACCUGAUUUCUUUGAUCCUGAAUUAAUAUCUAAUCCUCGCGCUAUACACAACGGUUGGGCGAAUGGUUUUGGUAAAGGUUGGAGAUAG